Scleropages formosus (Asian bonytongue) is the source of this 602-nucleotide messenger RNA. It is a transcript of the gene nutf2l, whose product is annotated as nuclear transport factor 2, like. Gene Ontology annotation, biological process: nucleocytoplasmic transport. Bases 112 to 498 code for a protein of 128 amino acids. The record is from RefSeq and is a predicted model, not a curated record. The transcript is spliced from 5 exons. Lineage: Eukaryota; Metazoa; Chordata; Actinopteri; Osteoglossiformes; Osteoglossidae.
CAAUCACGGUCUUUCCUGGCGGAGAAGGCGGGAGCUUUUAUCCUGAAACUUCUGUUUCGCUUUCCAGAUUAUUUUCCUAGCGUUUAGAUUCAGAUCCUAACGUGUUAAGCGAUGGCGGAGAAGCCGGUGUGGGAACAGAUCGGGACAGGCUUUGUGCAACAUUACUACCAGCAGUUUGACACGAACCGGAUGAACCUAGCGGACAUUUACACGGACAGCUCCUGCUUGACGUGGGAAGGGGAAGGCUUUCAAGGCAAGAAUGCCAUCAUGGGAAAGCUCAGUAGUCUACCCUUUAAGACCAUUCAGCACAGCAUCACGGCACAGGACCACCAGCCGACUCCCGACAGCUGUGUCCUCAGCAUGGUUGUUGGACAGCUUAAGGCAGAUGAAGACCAAGUGAUGGGGUUCCACCAGAUGUUUCUACUGAAGAACAUUGACAACAAAUGGAUAUGCAGCAAUGAUGUGUUUAGAUUGGCACUUCAUAACUUUGGACAGUAAUACCACUUAAUUUCAGCAGGGUUUCUUGCUCAGGCAUGCAUUUUAUAAUUUCCACUUUGUAAAUCAUAUAAGAUUUAGAUUGGUGUGCAAUGUAUUUUCCCUCA